Vicia villosa (hairy vetch) is the source of this 3029-nucleotide messenger RNA. RefSeq names its product inactive protein kinase SELMODRAFT_444075-like. The transcript is spliced from 12 exons. NCBI's taxonomy places the organism in Eukaryota, Viridiplantae, Streptophyta, Magnoliopsida, Fabales, Fabaceae. The record is from RefSeq and is a predicted model, not a curated record. The coding region runs from base 466 to 2727 and encodes 753 amino acids. Gene Ontology annotation, molecular function: ATP binding; protein kinase activity. Gene Ontology annotation, biological process: protein phosphorylation.
UCAAUUGGUCACUCAAAACAAAGCUCACACCUUUCUUCUUCAACAUUAUUUUCAUUUCCCAUUCAUCAAACACUCUUUUUCUCUUUCACCCUUCUCUUAUCUCUUCAUAAAGUUUCAAUCUUUCUCCCAUUUUCUCCAACCCCUUUUUUUCAUUUUUCAUUUUCAUUCACCUUUUCUCAAACUGAUUCUCACUGCAAAUCACUUUUAAAGAAUCUCACAACUCAACAAAAACUGGUGGAAAAUUUCAAUGAUGAAGUUUGAAAGUGCUAUUGAGCUACAUGGUCUAAACAUUGGAGCCUAUAUAUCAUGCACAAAAAGCAAAGCUAGUGAGAUAUGAAAGUGUGAGGAGUGAGGUGCAUUUUGAACUUGAAGAGGGGUCUGCUACAAACAACUGUGAUAACAUCUUGUUGCUUUCUGAGCCACUAAAAGGCAAGGUAGUUUUUUGUGGCGUUGUGAUACGUGGCGAUGAGUCGAGAGCAGGCGAAGAGGGGGAAGCAAGAGAAAAGUUGUGAUGGUGCUGAGAAGGUUAUUGUUGCUGUUAAGGCGUCGAAGGAAAUUCCAAAGACUGCUCUUGUUUGGUCCUUGACUCAUGUUGUUCAACCUGGUGAUUGCAUUACGCUGCUUGUUGUUGUUCCUUCCCAAAGUUCAGGUAGAAAAUGGGGUUUUCCUAGAUUUGCUGGUGACUGUGCCAGUGGUAUGAAGAAGUAUCCUCCAGGAACAGUUUUAGAGCAGAAGAGUGAUAUCACUGAUUCUUGCUCUCAGAUGAUCCUUCAGCUCCAUGAUGUCUAUGAUCCAAAUAAGAUAAAUGUCAGGAUUAAAAUUAUUUCUGGAUCGCCUUGUGGAUCAGUGGCCGCAGAAGCCAAGAAAGGACAAGCUAGUUGGGUUGUUUUAGACAAACAUCUCAAACAUGAGGAAAAGAGAUGCAUGGAAGAGUUGCAGUGUAACAUUGUUGUUAUGAAGCGUACUCAACCGAAAGUGCUUCGUUUGAACUUGAUUGGAGCACAAAAGAAGGAAGUUGAAGAAGCUGGUACAUCACCUUCUGAGCAAGGUGAUACACCUGAAAAGCAAUCUGAAAACAAGUUGGAUUCUUUAGUAGAUUCUAUUAAAGGACCGAAUGUUACUCCAACUAGCAGCCCUGAGCUAGGGACGCCAUUCACCACUACUACUGAAGCCGGUACUUCAUCAGCUUCAAGCUCUGAUCCCGGAACAUCACCAUUCUGUAUCCCAGAGAUGAAUGGUGAGAAAAAGAAAGAAGAAACCAUUAAGGAAAGUCAUGAACUUUGUGAUACAUCAGACACAGAAAGUGAAAGUCUGUCGACAUCUUCAGCUAGCUUUAGAUACCAACCGUGGAUCACAGAAUUGCUUUUACAUCAACAAUCAUCUCAACGCAACGGAGAAAGAUCAGAUGCGUAUCAUGGUAUGCCUCAAGCAACUACAACCAAAGCUUUGUUAGAAAAGUAUUCUAGGCUUGAUAGAGGAGCUGGAAUGGAAAUGUCGGCAGCAUAUAGAAAUGACUCGGAUUUUAGUGGUAAUUUAAGAGAAGCAAUAGCAUUACCAGGAAAUGCUCCACUUGGUCCACCUCCUUUGUGUUCAAUAUGUCAACACAAGGCACCUGUUUUUGGAAAACCUCCAAGGUGGUUCAGCUAUGCUGAGUUGGAACUUGCUACCGGUGGAUUUUCACAAGCCAACUUCUUAGCAGAAGGAGGGUAUGGAUCGGUUCAUCGAGGGGUUCUACCAGAAGGACAAGUCAUUGCUGUCAAGCAACAUAAAUUGGCUAGUUCUCAAGGUGAUGUCGAAUUUUGCUCUGAGGUAGAAGUUCUAAGCUGUGCUCAACACCGAAAUGUUGUUAUGCUGAUUGGAUUCUGUAUAGAGGAUAAGAGAAGGCUUCUGGUUUAUGAGUACAUAUGCAAUGGAUCAUUGGAUUCACAUUUAUAUGGGCGACAAAGGGAUCCAUUAGAAUGGUCUGCGAGGCAGAAAAUUGCUGUUGGAGCUGCCCGCGGGUUAAGGUAUCUUCACGAAGAGUGCAGAGUUGGUUGUAUCAUCCACCGUGACAUGAGGCCGAACAACAUUCUCAUAACUCAUGAUUUUGAACCUCUGGUUGGUGAUUUUGGAUUGGCAAGGUGGCAACCUGAUGGAGACAUGGGUGUAGAUACUAGAGUAAUUGGAACAUUUGGGUAUUUGGCUCCUGAAUAUGCUCAAAGCGGUCAAAUCACCGAAAAAGCUGAUGUUUAUUCCUUUGGGGUGGUAUUGGUGGAGCUUGUUACCGGUAGAAAAGCUGUCGAUCUCACUCGGCCAAAGGGACAACAGUGCCUUACUGAGUGGGCGCGGCCACUGUUAGAAGAAUAUGCCAUUGACGAACUGAUUGACCCGAGGCUUGGACGUCUCUAUUUAGAGCAUGAGGUCUAUUGCAUGUUGCAUGCCGCUUCAUUGUGCAUAAGGAGAGAUCCUCAUUCUAGACCCCGCAUGUCACAGGUUCUCCGAAUUCUAGAGGGAGACAUGGUGAUGGACACAAAUUACAUUUCUACUCCAGGCUAUGAUGUUGGAAACAGGAGCGGUCGCAUUUGGUCAGAGCCACUGCAGAGACAGCAUCAUUACAGUGGUCCCCUAGUAGAAGAUUCAUUGGAGUCAUCAUUCAGUGGAAAGCUAUCUAUUGACAAGUACAAACCUUCCUAUUGGGAUAGGAGUAGGGACAAGCCCAUAAGGGCCUCAUCAGAAGAUGAUAUUUGAAGCAAAGUGGUCGACCAUGAAAAUUGAAUUAUAUUUAUGCUAAAUAUGUUUGUCGUUAGUUAUUACCCUCCUAUUUUUGUUCUGUUUUUUUUGUAUUAGGAAGUGUCGGUACUACAUAGAUAUCUGUGUAUAGCAGAGUGAGAGUGAAAGUGAAAGUUGUAUAAGUAAAAUAUAGAAGCUUUUGAAUUUGUUUAGCGAAAUUAUGUAAAACUAGUGCUUCAAUGAACUUCAUUGAUUACACACAUUUGAGAUAUUUGUAUGGUCUCUACAAAUGGAUGAAAUUGAAAUAGCUUUUUCUGUAA